Molecule: messenger RNA, 2524 nt
Organism: Medicago truncatula (barrel medic)
Lineage: Eukaryota; Viridiplantae; Streptophyta; Magnoliopsida; Fabales; Fabaceae
Exons: 2
Coding region: 175-1857 (560 amino acids)
Source: RefSeq, a predicted model, not a curated record
UGAAAAUUCAUUCAUUCAUUCAUCAUCAGUGCAAAAACCAAACAGAAUAAGAGAGAAGAGGGAGAAGGAAGGAGAAGAAAUUUGAAGAUUUUAUUUUUCUUCUUGUUCUUCUAUUGCUUAAACAACCCUUCUCUAUCUCUCUCUUCUCAGCUUCUUCUUUGUGGUUGGUAAGAGAUGUUUGGUUUUGAGUGUUUUUGUUGGGAUAGUUUCCCAGAAUUCUUUGACUCUGAUCCACUUCCCUUUUCUUUGCCUUCACCUCUUCCACAAUGGCCACAAGGUGGCGGUUUUGCCGGUGGAAGAAUAUCCCUUGGGAAAAUAGAAGUUACAAAAGUAAACAAGUUUGAGAAAGUUUGGAGAUGCACAAAUUCUAAUGGAAAGGCACUAGGUUUCACAUUUUAUAGACCUUUGGAGAUUCCAGAUGGAUUUUCCUGUCUUGGUUACUACUGCCACUCCAAUGAUCAGCCGUUGCGAGGACACGUUCUUGUCGCUCGGGAGACUACUUCCAAAUCUCAAGCUGAUUGUUCCGAGUCAGAAUCCCCGGCUCUUAAAAAACCACUUAAUUACUCAUUAAUAUGGUGCAUGGACUCACAUGAUGAAUGUGUUUACUUUUGGUUGCCUAACCCUCCAAAGGGUUAUAAAGCCGUUGGCAUAGUAGUUACCACUAAUCCAGAUGAACCAAAAGCUGAAGAAGUUCGAUGCGUGCGAACCGAUCUAACAGAAGUUUGUGAGACAUCUGAUCUCUUACUAACAAUAAAGUCAAAGAAAAAUUCUUUCCAGGUUUGGAAUACACAACCUUGCGAUAGAGGUAUGCUAGCUAGAGGUGUAUCUGUCGGAACAUUCUUCUGUGGCACCUACUUUGAUUCUGAACAAGUAGUUGAUGUUGUGUGUUUGAAGAAUCUUGAUUCUUUGUUGCAUGCAAUGCCGAAUCUGAACCAGAUUCAUGCUCUUAUUGAGCAUUACGGGCCAACGGUAUAUUUUCAUCCUGAUGAGAAAUACAUGCCAUCAUCGGUGUCGUGGUUUUUCAAGAAUGGAGCAAUUUUGUAUACUGCGGGUAAUGCAAAGGGUAAAGCUAUAGACUAUCACGGCACAAAUUUACCUGGUGGAGGAUAUAAUGAUGGUGCGUUUUGGAUUGAUUUGCCUACCGAUGAAGAUGCAAGAAGUAAUCUUAAGAAGGGAAACAUAGAGAGUGCAGAACUCUAUGUUCAUGUAAAACCAGCAUUAGGAGGAGCCUUUACUGAUAUUGCAAUGUGGGUUUUUUGCCCAUUCAAUGGACCUGCAACCCUUAAAGUAUCAUUGAUGAACAUUGAGAUGAACAAGAUAGGCGAACAUGUCGGUGAUUGGGAGCACUUCACCCUUCGCGUGAGCAACUUCACCGGAGAGCUUUGGUCUGUUUUUUUCUCUGAGCACAGUGGAGGUAAAUGGGUUAAUGCAUUCGAUUUGGAGUUUAUUAAGGAGAAUAAACCAAUAGUUUAUUCAUCAAGACAUGGGCAUGCUAGCUACCCUCAUGCAGGGACUUACCUUCAGGGAUCAUCCAAACUUGGAAUAGGAGUUCGCAACGAUGCUGCUAAAAGUAAUUUUAUUCUGGAUUCGAGCUUUAGAUACAAGAUUGUUGCUGCCGAGUAUCUUGGUGAUGGAGUCAUUACAGAACCAUGUUGGUUGCAAUAUAUGAGAGAGUGGGGUCCUACCAUUGUAUAUGAUUCACGUUCUGAAAUAGAGAAGAUAAUAGACAUGCUACCAAUAUUUGUUAGGUUUUCUGUGGAGAACCUUUUUGAAUUAUUUCCAACAGAGCUUUCUGGUGAGGAGGGGCCAACUGGUCCAAAGGAGAAGGACAAUUGGCUAGGUGAUGAAUAUUGCUAGUCAUGCAUUAUGCUAUUAGCCAUUUCUCUUGAGCUGGAUCCAAUCAUUCUUAUGGUAAAGGAUUAAGACAUCAUCUGUAUGUCCUAAUAACGGUAUAUUUUCGGAUUUUGAUUUGGUGUUGUCACAAAUUUACGCAUUCACGCAGUCGGCACGUCACUGGCCAUUGGAUCGAGAUCAGACGGUGCAGAAAGCGAACAGAUUUCGAUUUUUGUUUACUCUAAAAUUCCAAACUUGAAAUCUGGUCCAUCCAAUCUAGAUCCAACGGCCACCAAUGUGUUGACUGUGUGAAUGUGUGGGAUUUGCGACUCCAGUCUCCAGGCAAUCCAAAUUCUUUUGUUUUCAGUGUGUCACUGAUGGUCGAUGUGACCAAGAUAUCAUCACCAUGUAUAAACUGUAUGUAUAGAAGGUGUAUAGGAUAGUAGUUACUUAUAGCUUUCUUGGUUCACACGAAAAACAAUAUAUAUAGCUCCGAUGUUUGAGUUGGUUAAAAAGAACAUGUAUAAUUACACAAAAACUUAGAACAUGUACAAGGUAGGGCUAUUGGUAGCAUAUACAUUUGUGGUCUCUUUGUAAGAUAAUAUUAUUGAUAGAGGUUGAUGGGAGACAUGAAUGUUUUCAUUCGUAUUGCUUGUAAUGGAAUAGGAAUGUGCUUGGUUCAGUGUUGUUA